AUGGCCACCUCCAUGAGGCCCCGGACGCCUUCGCAGGACGUCCACUCGCCCGUUCCCAAUGCCUCCGGUCAGAGCAAUCUCCACCGCAGCCACACCUCCAGCUCUCGGCCAAAUUCCUUCGUCGCAUCCAAUUCGAUCCAACCCACCGAAUUCCAGGUACGAACGGGUAUUAGCGAAUCCUCCUCCGCCCCCCACCAGUCUCGAUUCCACGAAGAGCUAAGCCAGCGCAGCUCGUCCUUGAUAGAUGGUUAUAACAUCGGUGAUGUGCCGCAGAACGAUUCCCACCCGUUACUCUCGCAGCAAGCAGCCCCGCAUCGUUCCGGAACGCUGAAAAAGAAACCGUCGUUGGGCAAGAAGGGAAGUUUGAGGCGGGGCGGAAGUAAGCGGAGCAGCCGCGCAGGCAGCGUGAGGAGUCUGAGGCUGGGCGAAAAGGAGAAAUACGACGUGGGAGAAAACGAGAUGAAUAGCGCUUUCUACGUUCCCAUCCCAACAAAGGGAGCUCCGACGGAGAUCCUUGCCACCAGGUUUCAAGCAUGGCGCAAAGUGCUAAAGGACCUUAUCGCCGUCUUUCGAGACAUCCAGAGAUCUUAUGAGACGCGAGCUAAAAUUCUCCUUUCUGCCUCAAACUCGAUGGGCAAUAUCGCGAUGCCGAGCACCUUUUUACAGUCUGGUGGCAUUGCGGAUGCCGCCAUCAUACUCAAAACAUACCAUAAGCAGGCGCUUGCAGAAUGCAAUAAGGCCAAGGAAGUGGAAACAGAAAUUAUUGUCCAGUUGAAUAGCCUCAGAAACGACUUGCAGGCAAAAAUAAAGGAGAUCAAAGCCCUCGCAGGUGAUUUCAAGAAUUCCGUUGACAAAGAAAUGGAGGGCACGCGUAAGGCCGUGCGAAAUUUACAUGAGGCCCUUGGACUAGUUGACACCGAUCCUGCCGCUACAUCUGGAAAAGGUGAUCCAUUCAUCAUAAAAUUGGGUGUUGACAGGCAGCUUGAAAAGCAACUGUUGGAAGAGAAUUAUCUUCACAAAGUAAGCACUCCACUCCAGUCCAAAUCCAGAUACGAUACAAUUGCUGAGUUCUUUAAGGCCUACCUUAAUCUCGAGAGCUCCGGUCGCGAACUUGAAGCUAUCGUUGUUGGUGAGAUACAGAAAGCAUACAGUGCUUAUGCAAGCAUUCUAAAACGCGACGCGGACUCCGCGUACGAUGCCGUCGAGCGAUUGCGAGACGGUCCUCUAUCAAUGCCAAAGGAUCGUGAAUGGAAAGCUUUUGUGUCGCAUAAUGAUCAUCUAAUCGACUCCAGCAUACCCAUGCGAAACAUACGCAACAUCACAUAUCCUGGGAGUGACCAUCCGGCAGCGGCAGAAGUUCGGGCGGGGAUGUUGGAACGAAAGAGCAAAUAUUUGAAGAGCUAUACUCCGGGAUGGUAUGUCCUAUCGCCAACGCAUCUACACGAGUUCAAGUCUGCGGAUCGAAUUAGAUCUCAGAGUCCGGUUAUGUCGCUGUAUCUACCAGAACAAAAGCUUGGCUCUCAUUCUCAGCCCGACUCGUCGUCCCACAAGUUUAUGCUCAAGGGACGUCAAACCGGGUCGAUGCAUCGUGGGCAUGCUUGGGUAUUCCGGGCUGAAUCGCAUGAUACCAUGCUUGCCUGGUACGAAGAUAUUAAAAACCUAACCGAGAAAACCGGCGAGGCACGGAACGCAUUUGUUCGGAAACAUGUACGUACCCUCAGCGGCGCAAGUUACAGAGCUGCAUCUAUCAGCAGUGACGGCGUUCUAGAUGAGGAUGAAGCAGAUGAAACCCCGUAUUCUGCUGAACAUAUGUUACCUCCACGUGGAGCGUCCCUGGAUGAACCUCGGUGGCGUUCACCCCCUGGGGGACGAUUUCCAAGUGAAGUCCACUUGAAUAGAACACUGGAGGCCCCUGAGUCUCCGUCCAGCGAAACAAGCUCUCGUGGUCCAGAAGGACCUUUGGAUUCGACUUUUCGUGAAGCCGGGAUCCACUUCACCGGCCAACAACACCCACACCAACACACGCAUUCGCACUCGCACGAAACAGAGCUACCGGAUACAAUGCCAAUAAAUUCUCGCUCUGGCUCUGUUCGUUCCACGCUCUCUAAGAAACCAAACCGGAUCUACGACGAAUGGAUGACAACCCAUCGUCCCGUACCUCCGCAAACGCCCACACAUGAACAAACCAGCAUUCAUACCGACCAAAUAUACAGUCCGUCUCCUCAACUCCGCCGCACCGGAACACGCGUUCGCUCCAUCGCAUUGUCCACUGGUGCUCCCAUCGUCGUGCCCGGGGAUAGUUCUCACCCAACCCUGCAUCCCGAACCGGAUACCUCAAUCUUAUCCACCCAGCCUACUGGCACAACAAAUACAACAGUUCCCAGUCUCACGACCGCAACAUCACUCGGCGUGCUUGGUAGUGAGAUAUCCGCCCAAAACACAUCUCAUCUACCGAACGGGGCAAGCGGCUUCGGGCCUCCUAUCGCGGAUCUGCACGAUGCGCAGAGCAACACCGUCAGCGAUCUCGACCGCUCGGCGAAACAGCGAAUGACGCCUGUGUCAAGCCGGACGGGGACGGUUAGCGAUUUGAAAGUACCAGGGCAAUAUCCCAUGGCAAGUAGCUAA
Coccidioides immitis RS is the source of this 2625-nucleotide messenger RNA. RefSeq names its product PH domain-containing protein. NCBI's taxonomy places the organism in Eukaryota, Fungi, Ascomycota, Eurotiomycetes, Onygenales, Onygenaceae. The transcript has 3 exons. The coding region runs from base 1 to 2625 and encodes 874 amino acids. The record is from RefSeq and is a predicted model, not a curated record.